CCUUUAGUCAAUCAAUAAAUAAUAACUCACCUUGACAACUGCUUUCACGUAUUCAUUCUCAAAUAUAAAAUUUCUUUCAUAAAUUUUUUUAUCUGAUUUGUUCCAUAACUUGUUCUUAAAAUUUUCUUGAUAUUCAAACUCAGAAUUAUGUCAAAUAUUAUAUCGAAAUUUUCGGAGUGCGACAAUCAGCGUCACCACCGUGGACAUUGUUGGGAGUCACCGACUUAAGGAGAUCCGAAGCCUUCGGGACACGGUGCUCUACCAAACGUAAGAACCUUGUCGAAGAGGAAGAAAUCGAGAGCCCAGGAGCCCCGUCUAGAGAAAAGGAGAUAAGCUAUCUCCAAGAGAGACUUGAAAAAAUCAUGUGGUGGUCCACCACCACCAUUCUAGGAGCCAAAAGCUUGAGGAGGAGAGGGGAGAUCUCGAAGUUAUUUUUCCGAAAGACAAAGAAGGCAAGAGGAAAAAGGACUUACCAAAUCAAGAGAGAGGUGAGAGGAAAGAGAGAAAGGGCAGUUGAAAAUACAAAUUAAGGUCGUAUUUGUUCAACACCUAAAGAAGAAAGCAUUAGUUGUCUGUCAUUCCCUCAUGUUAUCCAAGGAUGGUUCAAUGUUAUUCCACUUUAUAUUCAUGUCCUAACCUAUGUAUCUUGAGAGACAUUGAUUUUUAUUUUUUUAUUUUAAUAAAAACACAAUGAUUUAGCCAUUGUUUAAAACUUACUUUAUCAAUUCCCUUCAUCGACUAUCAGGAAGUCCAACAAAUUAGAAAAAUAAAAUAAAAAUCUAAAAGAUUAAAAGGAAAGCGCUACCUUACCUCUCCUUUUCCAGGGAACAUAAACCCUUCAAGCAGCAACAAGAUCCCGAUUUUCAAAGACUCAAUAAUGGAUGAAUCUGAGCAGGACCCAAGAAGACUGACUUCCACAUCGUCUUCUUCUUCAUCCACAACAAGCGUUCACGUCACGGCCUUGGACGGCCUGGUAAACGUCAACUCCCUCUUCACCAUCGCCGUCUUCGUGGGCCUUUCUUUAACCACGCCAGGCCAACAUAGCCUCGAGAAUCGAGCCCCCUGCGACGCCGGCAUCGACGUUGCGAAAAAGCUCUUGGUUUUCGAGGUAGUCUCCUUCAGCUUCUUCCUAUUCUCGUCCCUGGUAGCUCAGGGUUUGAAGCUUGCCAUCAACUUGUUGAACAGCAAAGAUGUGGACGAAGCUAUCAGGGCCCACAUUAACCUUAAAGUUCUGAGGUUAGGGAUGAUGGGGUCGGCGGUGGGGUCGGUUAUGGGGUGCUUGUUUUUGAUGCUUUCGAUGGUGAAUGUGAUCGAGAUCCGAUUGGGGAUGUUGUCUUGUGGGAGUAAGUCUGCGGUUCACUCAGUCACGGCUUUAGUUCUUCUGGUUUCUUCUGCGCUCUUUUUUUACAUUUCCACUGCUGUUUAUGCUUUCUUGCAUUGAUGGAAUGAAAGAAAAUAGGAUGCCCAUAAUUAUCAAGUUUAAUCUUAGUUUUGGAAACAACAUUGUGUUGCUAUCUUCUGGUUGAGUUGAGGAAAUAUGUUCAAGUAUUAAUUUGAAUUUUAGUUCUAGUUUACGGGGAAAUGUUUACCCUUGAUUUACAAUAUGGUGUUCUUAUGUUUGAUUUGGGUAUAAUAUGAAUUUCUAGGUGUCCUAUGGAUUUGAUGAUCGUUUGUCUCCGGGUAGAAGCAUUCGACAACAACCCUAAAUCUUUAGGGUUGAGUUCCAAAGUGAAAGGAUGAAAGAAGAAAUUGAAAAGUAGAAAUACCAUAAAUUUUAGAAUAAAUUAUAUUAAUUAUGUGGAAGGUUUUGUAUUGAUAAUUUAACUUAAAAAAUUAUAAUUUAUUUAUUAAAUUAUUUAAAAGUUUUAGUUGUUAAA
Molecule: messenger RNA, 1877 nt
Organism: Gossypium arboreum
Lineage: Eukaryota; Viridiplantae; Streptophyta; Magnoliopsida; Malvales; Malvaceae
Exons: 2
Coding region: 878-1441 (187 amino acids)
Source: RefSeq, a predicted model, not a curated record